AUGGUCACACCACCAAGCCAUGGCGUGACCCUUCCAGUCAGUCUCGAAGCAGCGAGAAUCGACAGCCUACCUGCGACAGCAUACUACAUACCCAAUUUCAUCAGCGUGGAGGAGGAGCAGCUCAUAUUAGACAAAAUCACCUCGGCUCCGAAACCUCGGUGGAAGCAUCUCACACAUCGGCGUCUGCAGACGUGGCCGUCCGACCUCGUGCGUGACAAGCUCCUCGACGCCGUGCUACCGCAGUGGCUCGAAUCGCCCGUCGUGCCACGCCUCCAAUCGAUGGCCGUUUCGGCCGGUGACACCGCCCACAUCUUCGGUGCCAGCCCGCACAGCAGGCCGAAUCAUGUCCUCAUCAACGAGUAUCCGCCUGGAAUCGGCAUCAUGCCCCACAAGGAUGGCGCAGCCUACUGGCCCGUGGUCUGCACAGUCAGUCUUGGCGCGAGCCUCUGUCUCAACCUGCAUCGAAGCAAAGAAGAUGGCGCUCUGGACCCAGACCCCGCGUGGCGCAUCCUGCAAGAGCCUCGCAGUCUGCUCAUUACGACGGACAAGCUCUACACCGACUAUCUCCACGGAAUCGCCGACAUUGAAGAGGACGUCGGCCUGUCUGCCGAUACAGUCGCCAACUGGUCGUUACUUCGCGAGACCUCUGCCUUUGAAGAUGGCCGAAACGUACGCCAGACUCGCACAAGCCUCACGUACCGAGACGUGCUUCAAGUGUCCAAAGCCGCCAAUAAGAUUGGCAUGUUUUUCAAGCGGUGA
Akanthomyces muscarius is the source of this 759-nucleotide messenger RNA. RefSeq lists its product as uncharacterized. NCBI's taxonomy places the organism in Eukaryota, Fungi, Ascomycota, Sordariomycetes, Hypocreales, Cordycipitaceae. The record is from RefSeq and is a predicted model, not a curated record. The transcript is spliced from 3 exons. Bases 1 to 759 code for a protein of 252 amino acids.